GGGGCAUGUUGGUGUGUCGGCGGUUGCUGCUGAUCGCAGCCGCGAUCGCGGCCUCGAUCGAGGCUGGCUCGACUAGUUACCACCCCGGCAUCUCGUCGUCGGAUUAUUCCGGAUACCCGAGUGGAUACGCGGUUUAUUCCGGCGCGACGUCACCCGAGUCCUCGCCGUCGUCGAGCUCGUCCACGUCCGGCCCGACGUCAGAGCUCGCAGCCAGCAACACCCAGUCGCUUUGCCGACCGUCCGAGUUCCGAUGCAGCACCACCGGUCAUUGUGUCGCGCAGGACAAGUACUGCGACGGCGAGAAUGACUGCGACGACAAGUCUGACGAGCCGAGAUAUUGCACCCCUUGCAAUCGGACGUUGUACGGUGACGUCGGCCGGACCUACAGAGUGGAGAUCCGCAGGCCGAGGGAGGAUCGACUGCCAUUCCUGUGUCACCUCAACUUCACUGCCGCCGGAUCCGAUCUCGGGGAUCUAGUUCAGUUAACUUUUGAUACCUUCACGGUCGGCCGCUUUCUGUCCUUUACGUCGGAAGGAUGUCCAGAUGGUUUCAUGACUAUUCGCGAGGAAGGUCGUCCUGCAACGGGAGGACAAUGGUGUGGCAGCGCGUGGGGCUACACCGUCUAUUACAGCGAAACUCCUUCCAUCAAUCUGACUUUAUAUUUACUACGUUUAUCAGAGCAGGGUAUCGGCUACAACUUCGACUUCAAGCUGUCGUACAAGUUCCUGAGAAGAAGCGAGGCGCAUCUCAGAUACGGAAACAGUAGUAUGUCCACAUGGCGCGGCGAGCUGGUAAACGGCACGUAUUGCGAUCGCGUCCUUACUAAAUGCGAUACUAGAGCCUGCCGGCUGCAGUCGCCGAAUUAUCCCGGAGUUUAUCCCAGGAAUGUCACUUGCUACUAUCGGGUGGAGCAAAACCGCGCGCCGGUGGGUCAUCGGGCUCUACUCGCCGUUAGUCAGCGAAACAGUCACAAGAUACACAUUAAGGACCAGGUCGUGAAAUACGACAGAAGUCAGCGAGUGCUAAGGGUAUGGGAUCAGUGCAACGUCGUGCAGGAUUAUUUAACGGUAUAUGACGGAGGUUCGACCUCAGACCGAGUACUUGUAAGGCUGUGUGGAGGAGAUGCGGUGCCAGACAUCAUCAGCAGUCACAAUACGAUGUUGUUAGAGUUUCAUACGUCCCCGUACGACAAUCCGUUUCAUCCAGUACCACUGUCUUUCCUGCCAGGAUUUGAACUCGAGGUUCAGGUGAUCUUUGUCGACGAAAAGUCUCGAAGUUUUGUGAAGGAAAACGACAACUGCGAUUUUUAUAUAUCUGGUGACGAGAACUCGUCGGGAAUUCUGGAAAAUCCGAAACACUCUUUACCGCCGAACACAACUUGCCGUUAUCACUUCCAAGGGAAACUCAAUGAAAUCGUUUGGUUAUCGUUCGUUAAAUAUUACGCCGCCAGCGUGGAAGCUGCUGCGAGUAUCGACACUGCCGCUGAUUGCAAUGCAAAGCUUCUGAUAUGGGAUGGUGAUAUCACAGUGGACAAACUUACUUUCAGCCGAAAAAACGUCACGCUGAUGGGACAAUUUUGUAAGGACGACAUACCGCGACUCUGCGACCACAGUCUGUUGCGUAACAGCAGCCGUCAUACGCGACCGUGUAGUCUUGCGGAGAGUUACGUGUCGACCGGCCGCGAUCUCACCCUGGAACACAUAUUGCGCCAGGGUAGCGCGCUAUAUCCAAUAAGUUUCGUGCUGCGCUAUGAGUUCGUCCACGAGGCCAUCUCGUGUAACCACGUGUUCGCCUCGGUGCCGUCAACCUCAUCCACGUCUUCCACGUCGUCUUUAUCGUCCUCUUCUUCUUCAUCAUCCUCAUCCUCCUUAUCAUCCAACGCCGGAAAAUUCGCCUCACCGAAGAACGUCUUCUUCUACGGUCGCGGUGGAGCGCAGAAUCUGAGCUGCAUGUACAGAUUCGAGGCCGAGCCCGAUCACAGGAUAGAGCUAUCCUUCGUCAGGGCCUCCUUCGGUGGCAAGAGUUGCGCGUCUUACGUGGACCCGUUGGUAAAUCGAUGGACGUGCGACCGCCGAAUGGCGGAUGUUAAAAAGUUCGGCAUAGCGGAUCUUGUUGUUGCUGAAUAUCCUUGGCAAGGAGUCGAAUUGGUUCGUGAUUGUCUGUGCUCGAACGUGAGUGAGAGAAUCGUUGUGCGGACUCUGACAUCGAACGUGGUGGAGGUCAGGUUUACCAUCACGCUCAUGAAUGUUACCCAGGAUUACCGAGACUUCUUCUUCGAGGGAGAAUAUCGUUUCAUCCCGGUGGGCGCGGAAUCGAAUGAGCACGGAUGUUCGACGAGACUCGAGGAGCGACGACUGCGCGGCACCAGCGGCGAGAUUUCCCUCAGGAGUCCUUUACCGCGGGUGAUUCCCGGCCUGGCCGCAGUGGAGGAGAUCCUAACUAACACAGAGGAUCUCACCGCGACGCAAUGCGUGAACGAGCCGUGGCUAAUUGAACCUGAAGACGCGCGUAUUAACUUCCUGUACUUGAGAACCGCUGGUUACGGCAUUACCUUGGACAACGUUGAAGAGUGCACGACUCUGAAUAGAAUCAUUGUUUAUUCAGCUGCGAAUACAAAAGAGCGCAGUGUGAUCUGUCCAGAGGGUGGCGUCGACACGGCCAGGACCGUCGACUUCUUCUCAGGUGGCUGGAAUUAUAGUGCCGUGAAUGCGAGCGUGGCGAUGGCGCAGCACUCCCGCAGCUUCGUCGUGGAAUUCCUUCAGCGGGAACCAGGUUUCUACGCCGUCACGUGGAUCGCGAUCUCCAAACGUUCGCCAACCGCGCCCAAUGUGGGUGCCAAUGCGUUUGCCAUACUGCCCACGGAAGAUUGCCCGUACAGAUGUCCAGAGAUCCAGGCAUGCAUCAGCUCUGUCCUAUGGUGCGAUGGUGUACGUCAUUGUCCCUCAGGCUUUGACGAGGAAGAAGCCAAUUGCUCGUACCGUUUCGGAGUGACGCUGCUCUACGUCGCGGUGGGCGCCGGUGCCCUCGGUAUAUUCUUAAUCCUCCUGUUGGCCACUGGUUGUCUCAAAUAUUGUCUCUACCGGCACAAGGCGCGUAAGAAGAAGAAGAACGUUGCCUUGAACGUCAAUCAUCUCCACGUGAACCACACUCAUCACAAUAACGGCUUGACCGGGAGCCGUUUGAGUGGACGCUACAACUUAGCCACACCCCAGGAAAUGUACCUGGAGAAUUACGGGAAGGAUAGUAUUUGUUGACAAUACGCCAUCGCCAAUAUUGAGACCACCGUGUGAAUAGUCAUGAUUUUUAAAUGCCUACCUCGCUCUGGGCCCCUCUCCUCCACUUUCCCAUCAACUCCCUUGAGUAACGGACCGGAGUGUACGGCAGCCAAACACUCCCAUCCCAAAGGCGCACAUACACAUACCCGUACACGCACAGACUUACAUGCGUACACACCACACACACACACAUAUAUACACGUAUACAUACUCUCGCAGUAAUCGUACGAAAUCCCGUAGAAUAUAUCCGAAGCGCAUAGAAGCGAGCGCACGAGACGUGCUUGGUAGCCACUUGGUUGAUGGCAAACGUAGUCAAGUUCUCUAAUCGAAUCAUAACGAUCGGCUUGCCUUGAAUAAGCAGAUCGUGAUUCGACUCAUUAGACCGAGGUGGAUGGUAUCCGUCUAGCUUGUCGCAAGAAUGGAUACCACGUAACACCUGCCUAAUCCUUCAGAAAGGAGUCGCGAGGUUGAUGUAUACGCACCUCGUACGCUCGUGUAUAUGGCAUUUACGAUAAACACCGCAGUAUCAUGGUAGGUUUAGAUACACACGAUUUAGGAGUAAAAUGAAAAAAAACGAAAGAUACGCGCGAGUGGACGAAGAGCGGCGAAAUUGGCGUACGCAAUGCUUUUAAGAGACGUAGGAUACGCUGUUUCCGUUGAGUGCACUUUCUGUCGGUUAUCGAGCAAACGUCGUAAACGUCCACGAGUACGACGAUAAAAGUAACGAGAUGGAGGGAAAAGAGAAUAGAACGAUGGUGCGAGCGCCAAAGCGCGAGAGAAGCGUUUCACGAUAGCUUACGUGUGAAUGACGAUGCGAUAGAUGGGAAAGCAUACGUGAGGAUACGCGAAGAGUUCAUGACACCGUGAAUGACAUUCGAAUGAUAUUCGCGGACGUGCGGGUAAAGAUCGAAUGUACAUUGCUUCUCUGAUUGUACUCCUCUAAUCCCGAUCGCAUACGUUCCGACAAUUCGCACUUAUCGGUAACAUCACUUGUGAUAUGAGAUCAUGCAGAAAAAAUUGAUAAAAAGAAAUAGUCGUGAUUAACGGGGAUUACGCCAUUGACGUUUGUGCAAGAUCCAUCUUGAAGAUCGUUACUAUUGGACUCACGCACUUCACACCUUCUAAUCUGAUUUUCUCGUUAGAUCACCUAUGGUCGGACUAGCCGUAGGUUUGGAUUAACUACGUUGUCGCGAUGCAUUGUUUCAAAUUAAGAUGACUGCACUGGGCUGUUUUUUUUUUACUAUUAAAAGGUAUUAAUUAAAAAUUUUUAUUUCUGAUUUAAUUG
Mycetomoellerius zeteki is the source of this 4560-nucleotide messenger RNA. RefSeq lists its product as uncharacterized. The transcript is spliced from 9 exons. Gene Ontology annotation, cellular component: plasma membrane. Gene Ontology annotation, molecular function: protein binding. NCBI's taxonomy places the organism in Eukaryota, Metazoa, Arthropoda, Insecta, Hymenoptera, Formicidae. The record is from RefSeq and is a predicted model, not a curated record. Bases 6 to 3254 code for a protein of 1082 amino acids.